AUGGUGACCUUAGCCAAUGAGUUCCUGAUUUCUAUCCGCUGGCAGGAGGCCAGCCAUCGUACGACGAUCCAGGAAGACGGUUCGGGAAACCUCGAAGCACAUCGCAUGAUCGACGCAGAGUCUGAAGCAGUUUCUGCAGGACGGCCAAUGCCUCUGCUGACCGUCAUUGAGGGACACGUGACCGUUUCAACGACUUAUGCCAAGAACGUAAUGUGCAAUAUCUCAGUAUUAGACAGACGAUUCGCCAGUGGACUGCCUGUCCGACCAUAUUCUGGCCGAACGCCGGUCGACAACGGCGACCAGCGCAUAUAUCGACGUCCUGGGUACAUUGGCACAUUAGUCGUUUUUCGGCCACAAGCCGGCACGGGAUGCGACCGCGGUUUAAAGUGA
Molecule: messenger RNA, 390 nt
Organism: Soboliphyme baturini
Lineage: Eukaryota; Metazoa; Nematoda; Enoplea; Dioctophymatida; Soboliphymatidae
Source: the annotation of a GenBank genome assembly